Molecule: messenger RNA, 2179 nt
Organism: Cicer arietinum (chickpea)
Lineage: Eukaryota; Viridiplantae; Streptophyta; Magnoliopsida; Fabales; Fabaceae
Product: cyclin-A2-2-like
Biological process (GO): mitotic cell cycle phase transition
Molecular function (GO): cyclin-dependent protein serine/threonine kinase regulator activity
Source: RefSeq, a predicted model, not a curated record
UUUGAACUGUGGCUCCGUCCCGCUCAGCCACGCUCCUCGCAACUCCUGCUGCUUAUAUCACUAUCUCCCACUCACUCUCUCUUUCUCUAUUUCUCUUUCUCUUUCUCUUUCUCAUUCUUCUUUCUCUCUCUCGUUUUUCAAAGGUAUCUUUGUAUGAUUUGAAAUAGAAUAUUGGGUUGCUCUUGUUGAAGGCACACGCACAAUGAGUAAAGUAAAUAGUAAAUUGUGUGCCAAACAUGAAGAGCGUACUGUAAGAAUUACUAGAUCAAGGGCAAGAACUUUAGGAGGAGGGGUUCCUCCUCUUCCUCCUUCAUACUCAAGACCCUCUUCUAAGAAUGAAGCGAAAAAUGUUCACAGAGCAACAAGUUCCAAAAGAGCUGUUUCUUCUUUGGAGAAUCAAACUUGUGUGCUUGCUCCUCCGCGUAAGAGAAGGGCAGUGCUUACUGAUGUUACUAACGUCACCACAAAAUCGCGUGAUACAUGUGUUAAAGAAUCAAAAUUUCAGGUCAAAGGAGUUUACCAGAAGAAAAACACAAAGAUAACUUCAAAUGUCUCCGUUGGAGUUUCUCUUUCAUCAACACAAGAGGAUGUUAAACCGAAGUUAGCUGAAGCAUUGUCUACAAUAAAGAUGGAAGAGUUAAAUGACACCAUUGCUGCAGUAACUUUGGAUAAAGAGCCAGCUGAACAUUGUAUGUCCAAUAGCAUAAGAGAACAUGUUAUGACAGACGCCACACUUUCAAUGCAAGACUCUGCGAACUCUGUUGAGUUCCCAAGCUCUCCAAACAAAGAUAUAAAUAUGACAUGUGAUAAGCAAGAAGCCUCGGAUUGCCUGACCAUUGUGGACAUUGAUAUAGAGAUGAAGGAUUCUCAAGUUUGGAGUGCUUAUGCCCCUGAUAUAUACGGCAAGGCUCGUGUUACCGAGCUUGAAAGGAAACCAUCAACCAACUACAUGGAUAAGUUGCAGCAAGAUAUUUCUCCAAACAUGCGCGGAAUUCUGGUAGAUUGGCUUGUGGAGGUUUCUGAGGAAUAUAAGUUGGUUCCAGACACUCUUUACCUUACCGUGAACCUCAUUGAUCGGUUUCUCUCAACAAAAUUGAUUCAGAAACACAGGCUCCAGUUGCUCGGCGUUACUUGCAUGUUCAUUGCAUCGAAGUACGAAGAGAUCUGUGCUCCUCGAGUUGAGGAAUUUUGCUUCAUCACUGAUAACACAUACACAAAAGAAGAGGUAGUGAGAAUGGAGAGUGAAGUUCUAAACCUUCUACGUUUUCAGUUAUGUGUUCCCACAACCAAAACAUUUCUCAGGAGAUUCAUCCAAGCAGCACAAUCUUCUUACAAGGUUCCUCGAAUUGAAUUGGAAUUCUUGGCAAAUUAUUUAGCAGAGCUCACUCUUGUUGAGUACAACUACUUACAAUUUCUACCUUCCCUUGUGGCUGCUUCUGCUGUAUUCCUUGCUAGAUGGACCCUCGACGACUCCAAACAUCCAUGGACUCCAACUCUGGAGCAUUAUACAAACUACAAAGCUUCAGAGCUAAAAAUAGUUGUUCUUGCAUUGGAAGAUCUGCAACUUAAUACCAAAGCUUGCUCCCUCAAUGCUAUUCGUGAGAAAUAUAAACAAGACAAGUUCAAUUGUGUGGCAAAACUGUCUCCAAAACCAGUGCAGUCAUUGUUCCAAGCUCAAGUGUAAAUUUUGCAUCUCUAAAGACUCAAGCAUGACUUCGGAAUUCGCGGUACAGUGAUGGUGGUGUUAUCAUCAAUUAUGAUAUAUUUUACCCUUUGUGGUACUAAUUCUCCCUUACUCUUUGUUACAUAGUUGUGUAACAUGUAAGAUGGCAUCAAUUUUUGGUUCUUCCAACCAGAUAUCCCUUGUAACAUGAUGAUACAACUCAAACAGUCAGUUGAAGUGUACUAAGAUGAAGUAAACUACUUCAUUUUGAGGUCGCCAUUAUGCAACAAAAGCCAUGUAGCUGCUUUCAGAAUUACAUACAGUUUACUUUUAGUCUUUUACUACAUUGAACUUGAUCACUUCGGUGCAAUGAAUCGAAAUGCAAGGUUCACAAGGAUUUUUACUUGAGUGGUUAUAUUAAUACUCUAUUGUAAUUUGUAAUUGUUUGAAAUUCUGAUAGCGAUGAUGUGGAAUCGAUUAAUUAACUCAGUGAAUACUUGUACAAAUUAUCUAUAA